GCUGCGCAAGGCUGCUUGUUGUUCCCGCAGAGAGGCGAGAAGAUGGCGGCCGUGUCAAGCGGAGGUGCUGCUGGGUCCGCUGCGGCCGGGAUUACGCACUCUGCCCGACCGACCCACGCAGGCAUGGGCUCCCAGAACCGAGCCCAGCCACCCUCCGGUAUCAGCCACUCCGGUCGCACCAGCACGGCCCCCGGGUGCAUCACCAAUCCCGGCCACACUUCGGCCACCAGGCCCCCCCCAGCCCGAGUGGGCCACUACGAAAUCGAGCGGACCAUCGGCAAGGGAAAUUUCGCGGUUGUUAAACUAGCCACACACAUAAUUACCAAAGCAAAGGUGGCUAUAAAAAUAGUGGAUAAGACCCAGCUGGACGAUGAGAACCUGAAAAAGAUUUUCAGAGAGGUGCAAAUCAUGAAGUUGCUGAAGCACCCCCACAUCAUCCGCCUCUACCAGGUGAUGGAGACGGAGAGGAUGAUCUAUCUGGUAACAGAGUAUGCUAGCGGUGGAGAGAUCUUCGACCAUCUUGUGGCUCAUGGGCGAAUGGCUGAAAAAGACGCCAGGAAGAAGUUCAAACAGAUUGUGGCAGCUGUCCAUUUCUGCCACUGCCGCAGCAUCGUCCACAGAGACCUGAAGGCAGAGAAUCUCCUGCUGGACCACAACCUCAACAUCAAAAUAGCAGAUUUUGGCUUCAGUAACCUGUUUUCUCGAGGACAGCUGUUGAAGACGUGGUGCGGCAGCCCUCCCUACGCUGCACCAGAACUCUUUGAGGGCAAGGAGUAUGACGGACCCAAAGUAGAUAUAUGGAGCUUAGGGGUGGUGUUAUAUGUGUUGGUGUGCGGCGCCCUGCCUUUCGACGGCAGCACUCUACAAAAUUUGCGGGCACGUGUUCUCAGUGGCAAAUUCCGCAUCCCCUUCUUCAUGUCUACAGACUGUGAGUACUUGAUCAGACACAUGUUAGUGCUGGAGCCCAGCAGGCGGUUGACCAUGGAGCAGAUCUGUAAGAACAAGUGGAUGAGACUAGGAGACCCAGACCCAGACUUCGACAGGUUGAUAGCAGAGUGUGAGCAGGUGAAGACGGAGAGAGACACGGAGCUCAUCAAUGAGCAGGUGCUGAUAGCCAUGUGUGAGAUGGGCCUGGACCGAGAGCGCACACUUCAGUCCCUACAAACGGAUGCAUACGAUCACUACAGUGCCAUCUACAGUUUGCUGGCGGACCGCCUCAAGAAACACAAGACCCUGCGCGUGGCCCCGCCCACACCACGCUCCAUUAGCUAUCCUCUAAACGCCGUACAGACGGAUCCACAGGGUAAUCCCGUUAGCAUGACCGUUCCCCACGUCCAGCUCAUCAACCCAGAGAACCAGAUUGUUGAGCCGGAUGGCAACAUGGCACUGGACAGCGAUGAAGGGGAGGAACCGUCUCCUGAGGCCAUGGCGCGCUACCUUUCGAUGAGGCGGCACACUGUGGGAGUACCAGACCAAAGGACAGAGAUGCAGGAGGACCUCCAGCAACUGCCACCAGGGUUCCCCCGUGGGGCAGUGCCUCAGCCCCCCUUCCCCCCACUGGCCCCUCAAAUGAGCCAAAUGCACACUCUCAUGCCCACACAGAGCCUGCAGCCCACCCAGCAGCUGGAGUACAAGGAGCAGUCUCUGCUGCAGCCCCCCACCCUGCAGCUGCUCAACGGCAUGGGGCCUCUGGGUCGAAGAGCUUCCGACGGCGGGGCUAACAUUCAACUUCAUGCUCAGCUCCUCAAGAGGCCCCGGGGGCCCUCACCGCUUGUCGCCAGUCCGCACCCUAUCCCUGCUGUAGCUCCGGUGGAUGAGGAGGGUUCGGAUGGAGAGCCUGACCAAGAGGCCGUGCAGAGGUACCUGGCGAACCGCUCCAAGCGGCACACGACGCACGCGCUCAUGAGCACAUCGCAUGGCGAGCCCUCGGCAGAGUCACAGCGGCCCCAGGGCCCCCGCCAGAGGGGGGGCUGGGCCCUCGACACACACACCCGAUCAAGCUAUAAGGACUGUAACACCCUUCAUCUCCCCAUGGAGCGCUUCUCCCCUGUCAGGCGCUUUUCUGACGGCGCAGCCACCAUCCAAGCCUUCAAGGCUCAUCUAGAGAACAGCAGCAUCAUUAAGCAACUCAAACAGGAGUGUGAGCAGCUGCAGAAAAUGUAUGCUGCUCAGCAGGAUGAGCGACUCCUGGAGCACACCCAGCAACAGCAUAUCCUCUACCAGCACGAGCAACAAAUCCUCCACCAGCAAAUCCAGGGUCUGUCUUUAGGCCAUGGAGAGAGCCAGCCCAGUCAUCUAACCCACCAGCUCCAGAGGUUGCAUAUCCAGCCCUCCAGCCCUCCGCCAACACAUCCCAGCAACCACCUCUUCAGACAGCCCGACCAGAGCCCUCCGCCCGGCUCUGCAGGCAUGAUGCAAGGGCAUGUAUGUCCGUCACAAGUGCAGUACCAGCACGGUUCCCCAGCGAUGUACCAGGCCCAGAGUGGCAGCCCGCCCCCCACAGGCAUGUCUCGAGUCUCUAUACCAACCAAUCAACAAGCAGCCUCUGCCCGCCCCACCGUCCCAUUGGCACAGGGUGUACCUCAGCAACAGCAGGUGACCAUUCAGGUUCAGGAGGUGGAGCUGGGAGGUGUAGCACAGAGACAGGGCGGCUUUCUGACCACGCCUGGGCACAGAGUCCUCGGGAAGCAGCUUAGCGCAGACAACGCCGAGAUGCACAGUCGCAGCCUUGGCCGCUUCACAUCGGCCUAUGACCAGGCGCAGUUUAACCCCCACCUCUUCUCUGGCGACGCCAUGUCCCGGGGGGCCGCCUACGGCCACUACCUGCAGGGCACCUCCCUCACAGUCCCCGGCCUGGAGGAUUAUGGGGGAGUUGGGGCCGGCGGUUACGGCCCCCCCUCGACACUCCAGCAGGCCCUGCUCUCCCCGACUCCUUUGGACUACCGCCCCCCCCAACAGCACAUCACUCCCACCCUGCAGGGCCUUCUGUCCCCCCGCCACUCUCUAACAGGCCACUGCGACCCCAGGCUCCCCCCCCAGGACAUGGCUGCCCUGCUGAAGAGGCACAGCCCCCGGCCGUGCCAAGCGGCCCCCAGCCCACCCAGCGGGUCCCCUCAAGAGUACGGCGAGAUGCUGCUUCUCCGCCAGCUAAGCCAGGGUGAGACCUUGGAGCCGCAGGCACCGCAGGGGGCCCCUGGGGGCCAACACUACCACCACCUGCUCCAGAUUCGACCCCCAGAGGUGCAGCCGCAGCAGCACCCGGCCCAGGCACCCUGCCCCAGCUUACCCCACUCCGAGAGCAUGGAGGAGGACGAGGUGCCGGCGAGCUACCACCACCCACACGAGGGCCUGCUGGCCAAGGCAGGAGACGGUCAUGAGCUCCUGGGGCCGCCCCAAGGAGGCACCCCCCCCUACACCUCCCCUACACACAGCCAGGGUGGAUACAUAAGGAACGCUCCAGCAACUAGAGAAUCUGAACAUGUGGAGUGCAGGCCCCAGGGGCAGGCCAUGGAGGUGCCUGACCAUAAUGGUGUUGGUUAUUCGCGGGCUCCCCAGCCUGACACCUACAGGUCCCGUGGACAGCUGCAGCGCCACCACACCAUCCAGACCUGUGACGAUGCCUAUGAUCAGGUGGAGCCUAUGUCAGGGAUGAGCCUGUUGGCAGCUAAGCCGCUAAGCUCUGCUCGCAUGUCGGACAUCCUUUAGCCAGACGUCUCUGACAGGAACCAGCAACUGCCCGCCAGCGGGGAAGAGUCAGCGUGUAAUGUGGAAGAGGAGGCUCCUUGCCGGCAGCCUGCUACCCCUCCUCCUGCACAGUGACAUGCCUCCUCAGCUACAAGCCCGACCGCAGUACAGCAUGCGGAGCAGGCUGCGCGGUCUGAGCA
Molecule: messenger RNA, 3884 nt
Organism: Notothenia coriiceps (black rockcod)
Lineage: Eukaryota; Metazoa; Chordata; Actinopteri; Perciformes; Nototheniidae
Gene: sik3
Product: SIK family kinase 3
Biological process (GO): microtubule cytoskeleton organization; protein phosphorylation; intracellular signal transduction
Cellular component (GO): cytoplasm
Molecular function (GO): tau-protein kinase activity; ATP binding
Source: RefSeq, a predicted model, not a curated record